GCGCGGGGCGGAGCGGCCGCGGAGCUGGAGUAGCAUGUGGGCGUUCGGAUGUCGCGCAGCCGCGGGCUUGCUGCCCCGGACGGCGUCCCGGGCCUCCGCCUGGGUCGGGAACCCGCGCGGGAGGGAACCGAUCGUAACCUGCGGCCGCCGAGGCCUACAUGUCACAGCCAACGCCGGCGCCAUCCGCCACGCCCGUUUGAACCUCCACUACCUCCAGAUUCUGAACAUCAAAAAGCAGAGCGCCUGUGUGGUGCAUUUGAGGAACACGGGGACAUUGGACAACCCAAGCUCUCUAGACGAGACAGCGUAUGAAAGACUGGCGGAAGAGACACUGGACUCCCUGGCAGAGUUCUUUGAAGACCUUGCAGACAAGCCCUAUACCCUGGAGGACUACGAUGUCUCUUUUGGGGAUGGCGUGCUCACCAUUAAGCUGGGCGGGGAUCUAGGGACCUACGUGAUCAACAAGCAGACCCCAAACAAGCAAAUCUGGCUGUCUUCUCCUUCCAGCGGCCCCAAGCGCUAUGACUGGACCGGGAAGAACUGGGUGUACUCUCAUGACGGUGUGUCUCUGCAUGAGCUGCUGGCCAGGGAGCUGACUAAAGCUUUAAACACCAAACUGGACUUGUCAUCAUUGGCCUAUUCUGGAAAAGGCACUUGACUGCCAGCCAGAUUCAAAGACAUUAAACAUUAUCAGGUGAA
Messenger RNA from Mus pahari (shrew mouse), 699 nucleotides. RefSeq names its product frataxin (gene Fxn). Gene Ontology annotation, biological process: intracellular iron ion homeostasis; iron incorporation into metallo-sulfur cluster. Bases 35 to 658 code for a protein of 207 amino acids. Lineage: Eukaryota; Metazoa; Chordata; Mammalia; Rodentia; Muridae. Gene Ontology annotation, cellular component: mitochondrion. The record is from RefSeq and is a predicted model, not a curated record. Gene Ontology annotation, molecular function: ferroxidase activity; iron chaperone activity; 2 iron, 2 sulfur cluster binding. The transcript has 5 exons.